Molecule: messenger RNA, 5324 nt
Organism: Micropterus salmoides (largemouth bass)
Lineage: Eukaryota; Metazoa; Chordata; Actinopteri; Centrarchiformes; Centrarchidae
Product: signal-regulatory protein beta-2-like
Exons: 5
Coding region: 3493-4503 (336 amino acids)
Biological process (GO): response to bacterium
Source: RefSeq, a predicted model, not a curated record
GGAUCUGAAAAGGACCUUUAAGAGGUGAAUGCAUGAUUCGUCAGAACAGAUGAUGAAGGCUACCUGCCGAGAUUUGCAUCCACCUCUUUUCUCAGCACAAAUGAGCGGUACCAGCCGCGAGGUGCAUGAAAUGCUCGGCAGCGAUGCAGAACUCUGCACAAGUGUGCAAGACGCCAACAGCAGAAACAGCUAACUUUGCUAUGUCAGAACCUUUUCGGAAAAAGUGUUUCCAUCUCGCAUUUAGCGCAUUUACUCUUUUUCGACAAAGGCAAAAACACCUCAAGUGAGAGUAAAAGCUUUUUUGCGAAAUUAAAUUUUUUUUAUUGAAUAUUGCCGUUUCCAUCAAACUUUCAAAUGCGAUACUUCAAAAUGUGCAUUAAAAAACAUUGAUGGAAACACAGAAACAACGGCUGAUUUCUGACUCACAGUAGUCAGAAAUCAGCCAUUCAUUAGAGUGAUGGCUUGUGGGAAGAAACUGUUCCUGAGUCUGUUGGUUUUGGCGUACAGGAUGAAUAGUUUAACAGCCCUCCCCAGCUCUCGUAAUGCUGCGCUCUUCCUGCUGAUGUGACUGACAGGGGGGCGGAUCAUCAUUGAUGAUGUAGAGCAUCUGAAGAGGCUGGCUCACACAGUAGUUAAGAUGGCUUCUCUGUUUUAUGAAUCACUGCAAAUGGCGGCAUACCUGUUUUGUGCACACAAAUCAAACAGGUUAAUUUGAUCUCUGUUAAACUAAGUGGUAGCAGGGUUGUACAUUACAUUACAUUAAUUCAUUUAGCUGACACUUUUAUCCAAAGCCACUUACAAUUGCUAUAUAUGUCAGACGUUGCACACCUCUGGAGCAACUAGGGGUUAAGUGUCUUGCUCAGGAACAUAUUGGUGGAUGCGUCACAGUAGGCAAUAAACCCGGGUCUCUCACACCGAAGGAAUGUAUGUGUCUAAUCCACUGCUCCAUCACCACCAAUUAAAACUUUUGAUUUGGGGACAUAAGGUCCAUACUCUGUAUUACACGUGAAACAUUUUUAAUCAAAGGUUAUUAUAUCUCUCUAAAAUGACCACUUAUGUAGUGAAAAACAUUGUCAAACUUGGGGUCUAAAAUUAACCUUUUUCACUGCGUGCCACUGUGGCAGGCUGUUCAUUUUAUGUCUACCACAAAUUGUAUGUACCAUAUAAUGUAUACGCUAAAUAAAACAAUAAUAUACAGCUCAUUUAGGCAUACUUUAAUGUAAAUAAUGCCUUUCAAUGUCCAGUAAUACAAAGAAAAUAUUACAAGCAUGUUUGCAUGCACAAAGGACCCCUGUCUUUUAGUACAAGAUCAUUCCACCUUACUUUACAAUAACAACCAGGUAUAGUAAAGGUACCAACAGAUAACAAGAAACACAAACCACACAAGAAUUUGAGGUUCACCACAAUAUAUUACAGAAAGUGCUAAAUGCAUAACCCACUGUUCAACCCCCACUGAAUGAGCCUUAUCUCAGUUCAAAUCUCUACAAUAUCUUCUCUAAAUCAAAAUUUCAGUGAUAUAAUUAAAAGAAGAAAAUGUUGAUCUGAUAUUGAGUUUGAUCUAAUUUAGUCUUACAGCAAUUAUGCAAGUAUUGAAGCCACACUUUACUAACAAAGCUACAGGAUAACCAGAAAUUUUCGUUAUGUUUAGAGCUAACAAUGGCUGUUUAGAUAUAUAAAUCCUACAAGGAUUUAAUGUUAAUUUAUGUUCUAGACAUCCAAAAUGUCAAACACAGUGCAGGUUCAUACAGAGAAAUAGUUUGUAGUAAAGCAGCUGUCAUCCUGAUAAAUCCUGAACUCCAUCAGAGUUGUCUAAAGAAGUUAUGUCAGGGGCUAAAAGUUCUGUUUCCUCUAGAGAGUUUCCUCAGUCUUUCCUGUUUAUAACUAAAGUUUUUAGUUUUGCUGCUUAAAUGUCCCAUGAUAUUUGCUGUGACAUCAUUAAACACGUAAAAAAACAAACAAAAAAAACACUCAUCAACACUCAUCAAUACAACACACAAUAAUAAUGGAUGAUAGAAAUGUGACCCCCAACCCCUUCAUUAUACUUUAUAAUGCAGUGCAGUGAGGACACAGACAUUUCAACAGAACUGUAGAGUAGCAGAGUAGGCUUUAUGAUCAAAGAAAGUUUUUAUAUCACGUCAACACUUCUGUCUAUAUUCACGGUCCUUCUCUCUAGCUCUUCCACAUGAGCUCCUUAUCUUUCAUUCUAUCUCUCUCUCUCUAAUAGGGAAAAAAUCUGGGUAUGUGUUAAAUCAGCAACAAUUUGAAAUACUAAACAGAAGAACAGUGAAGAACAUCAACUAGACAUAAAUUUACUAUGUAAAUAAACAAAAAUAAAUUUAAAAAACAGUUCUCUUAAGACCAGCCUAAGUAAGCAAAAAUAAAUAAAACAAUAAAAUCUUCUCUGAAGACCACUCACAAAAUAAACAAUAGUUGAUAAAUUCAGUUAACCACACAUUUUUGUGGAAAUGCAUCAAUUAAGUUUGAAGUACUUUAUCAGGAACACCAUCAUGUCCACAUUCUCAGGUGAGCGGCUUGCUCUCCGUGAAAAUGUCCCCUGUAGAAGAGAAAACCCUCACAGUGGGGGCAGAUGUUGCUGGACUCCAACUUAGCUAAAUGGGAACUGCACCUCCUCUUCCACCACUCAAGUUCAGCAAUUUCAGACACAAAGUUAAUUUUUGAUAAAAUGACCCGCUACCCUGUACGCAGGAUAAGCGGUUGACGAUGGAUGGAUGGAUGGAUGGAUGGAAGUUAAAAUGACCACCUGAGCCACCUAAAGAAGUUAGCUCUAGAUCUGUGUAAUAUUAAUAUAUAAUAAUUGCACAGUCUGUAGUAUGAUACAUGAUAAAUACACAGUAUUUACCCAAACACCUAUCGAAAUAGGUGUGUCUUUCAGGCUGACCUCCUCAUGAGAUUGAUUUCUGCAUUUGACAAGGGCAACCCAAAACACACAUAGGCUCUGGCCCAUGUGAGGCAAAACCAUCUCAUUUGGAGAGGGAGCAUAUGUUCAGCCUGGCUUUCAUCUACUCUGAAGGACACACUUCAUAGGCCCUGGCCUUUGAUACAGCCUAUGAAUCUUUCCUCUCAAAUACAGAUUUGCUGCCUAAAGUCCAGGCUCAAAAAAAAAAUCCCUCAUAGAAAGACAUGUGUGUUCAAAAGAAAAGUGAAAAGUAAACAAUUUUGACAUUGGCUAUGUAGGAUGAAAAAGAGGUGCUAUGUACAAAGACCAGUACGAGACCAGUGUGACAGGAAGUGCACUUUACAUACUCUGUGAUAACCAAUGAGAUGCAUUGGAUGGUCUGAUGUAUCACGGCCAUCUCACCUCCUUCACUCAGUGAAAUACCAACAAGUUUCUUAACUAGAGACAAUGGCAAGAUGAUCCUGUUAUGGGUUACACUGCUUGUUCUUCAUCAAGGAUGUAAGUGUUAUUUAUUUAUUUUUAUAAUUUAGCUUCAUAACUUUUCCACAUCAUACACUAACUAUUUUAUAUAUUGUAUGUUUUCAUUUCAUUCAGAUGCCUUAGUUCCAGUGACCACUGUUCAACUCGGUGACUCUGCGACCUUCACGUGUGUUUUGCCUAAUGAAGAGCUGAGCAGUAGAAAGCUCCACUGGUACAAGCAGCGUGCCGGGGAUACUCUGAAAUUAAUUAUGACACUGUGGAAAUCUGCAAAACCUGAGUAUGCACCAGAGUUUUCUGAAUUAAGAUUAAAGGUAAAUACUGCUAAGAAUAUUAGCAACCUGACCAUUUUGAGGACAAUUCAAGAGGAUGAGGGAAUGUAUCACUGUGCAAUAACAGCAUGGAUUAAUCCCGAAUGGAGUGGGACAUAUCUGUUAGUAAAAGGAGACACUCAGAGGACAUCAAACUAUACUGUCAUUCAGGGGACAACAGUAUCUGAUCCAGACCGUCCAGGAGACUCGAUAACUGUUCAGUGUUCAGUCCUCUCUGACUCUGACAACAAGACGUGUCCAGGAGAUCACAGUGUGUACUGGUUCAGAGCCGGAUCAGAUAAAUCUCAUCCAGACAUCAUUUACACUGAUGGAAAUGGACGUGAUGAAUGUGACAAGAGAUCUGACUCUCAGAAAAGCUGUGUUUAUCGCUUCUCUAAGAACGUCAGCUCCUCUGAUGCUGGAACUUACUACUGUGCUGUGGCCACAUGUGGAGAGAUAUUUUUUGGAGAAGGAACUAAAGUGGACAUUCAUGGAGCCAUUUGGUCACAAAAGGCCAGUGCAAUUCUAAUCCUGCUGUGUGCUGUCUUGGCUAUAAGUCUGAUUGUUAUAGCCUUCCUCAUUUACGGCAUGAAAACAAGCAAGUUCGAUUGUUCCAAUGCUGCUGUUGUCCUGCAAAAAAACUGCUUCAGUCUGAAAAGUCAACAGAGAGAUGAGGACACAUGGAUUUAUUCUGCUGUCGUCUUCGGCAUGAUGAAAGCUGACUGUGCAAUAAAGGAUGCUAAAGCAGCGGAGAGAGAGAGGAUCUACGCUGCUGUCAAGGCUUUUGGGUUGGAUUAGUGAGUUAACAGGUCUGUUUGUCAUCAGUUAGUGCUCUAUGAUCCAGUUAAUGUUAGUCUGUAGUAGAAAUCUCUUCUGUUAACAUGGACAUUGUUGUCUUAUUACCCCUAAAGUUAUGGCAAAUUUAUGGUGAUGGACCGAAUAUCAGAGAGGUUUACAGAUUUUAAAUUAGAGAAUAAGAAUGUGGUAUACUGGAUUAUUAUUAUUUUGAUCCUAACAAUAAUUUGGAUCAGUAAUCAGUAUCAGCCAGUACCCUGUAACGAAACUGGUAUUGGGAGAGAGAAAGUCUGAUUAGAUGAUAUUUGAAAUUAAGUUUAUUGCAUCAUGAAUGACUUUUUUUUGGAGAAAGAGACUGUAUGGCCAUAAUAUUUAUGCAUGUUUCUCUGUAUUGUUUUUGUUGUGUGACCCCGCAAAAUAUUUGUUAACAAACAAAACUGUGUCAUAGCGUUGCUACUGCUGCCAUUGUGCAAAAACAAGUAUUGUUUUUUCUGGAGAUUUCCAAAGACUUGCCAGAAUUACAGAAUCCAUCUAUCCAUCCAACCAUUAUCUUCAACCGCUUAUCCGUAAUGGGGAUGGACUGGAUUUCAGAAUCUAAUACUUAAAUAAUUCGACAACAACAGCAUUUCUUUACUAAUUGCUGAAGAUACAGUUACUUCAUAUCCAUUUUCAGCACUAGAAGCAAAUGAUCAUCCACAAACAUGUUAACAACAUGUCCUUUUACGCUAAAAUAUAAAGCCUUCAGAAUGUGUGUACAUAUGGUGGAUAUGGUUACUUCUGUCAUAGCAGUGUGAUUUUUGUCAUUCUCUUAUUAAAGGAUACAG